UCUAAUAUGUAACCGGGGGUUAUCAUACUUACAACGAGGCAGAACUUCGUUAUUUAGGGGGGUAUAGUGCCCGAGUAUUACUUCUACACUUUAGAAUUUGAGAGAGAAUCGAAUGAAAUGAGCGACGAAAACUAAAGGCUGAUAGCCCCCUUUUAUAGGGCUGGUCGACCAGUCUCUCGCGGCCCGCGUAACAUGAAGCCUAAGCCUUCGCGGCCCGCGAGCUAGGAGUGUAGGCUUUAGCUUUGCUGAUUCGUCAAACUAGGUUUGACACGAGGCUGCCACGUGGCAGCUCAGGGUGUCGCCAGGUGGGUUAGCUGUCGCGCCUCGCGUAGAAGACCAUAAAGGUCUUCGCGGCACCUGACCGCCCCUCAGAAUUUGUUUUUAUUUUAUUUUUGUAACAUUAAGGGUAUUCGGGACCGAUUUUCAUAUACGGGAUAUAUUUUAAGACGCAUAGGGAUGUUAUAAAUAUAUUAGGGGUAAUAUUUUAGGAGGGUUGUUAUAUGAAUAGAUGGGAUCAAUGGCUGCAAAAUAUUCAGCAAUGGAAUGGUGACAUCAUACCAUUUCAAAGAGUGGCAUGGUUAGGAAUCAGGGGGGUACCAAUUCAGAUGUGGGGUGAAGGAGUUUUUUAAUUGCAUAGCGGAAAGGUUCGGGAAGAUCAUAGAAUCGUCAGAGGCGUUUUUAAUUGCAUAGAUAUUUAAACUUAAACUAUGAUGUGGUCGGAGUAAUCGUGAGGGAUGGAUCUUUUAUUAAUGAAAGGAUAAAAAUAUGGUGGAAAGGGAUGAUGUUUGACGUCUGGGGAUCGGAGGCUGACUACAUGUGGCAACCGAAGCUCAUACCAGACAUGACAAAAGUUAAACAUAUGUUAUUAGAUGAACUACCGCCGGAGAAGGAGGAUUCAACGCCGGAAAAAGAAAUGCCGAUGAAUGUGGACGGUGAAGGCAUUCCAAAAGACGCGGAAGAAACAUUGAAUGGAGGGAACAAUGAGGUAAACGAGACAUGGGAACAAAUGGCAGUUAAUGAUGGGAUAGAGUAUUGGUGUGCGAUGAAUUUAUGUCUAAAUGGCCCAAUGCCACAUUAUUGGCCCUCAACAGAGACAUAUCUAACGAUAACCCACUCAUACUUCUCACGAUAAACAAUAACUUUGGCCCGACUCCAUUCAGAAUUUUUAACAGUUGGUUUGGGAAGCUGGGAUUUGAGGUGGCAGUAAAAAAAGGAAUUGAAAAAACGUGUGAAUCAUCCUUCAAAGAUGAAAUUAUGGCAAUCAAAAUGAAAGCAAUUAGAGAAGAGCUCAAACUAUGGCGAAAGAACAAGAAGGAGGAAGAGGAGAAAGAGCUUACGGAGGCACAAAGUAAAUUGCUAGUACUCGAUGAUCUAGCUGAAAAUAGGAGGCUUACGGAGGAAGAGAUUUGUCUUUGGAAAGAAUGUAAGGCAGUUGUAAGAGAAUGGCAUCAAACACAACUACUUGAUCUACAACAAAAAGCAAGGGUGAGAUGGAUUGAAUUAGGUGAUGAAAACACUAGUUAUUUUCAUUCAGUGGUAAACAACCACAUAUCAAGAAAUAAGGUCAGUGGAUUAUGGAUUGGAGGGCAGUGGAUUUCGGAUCCUAUGGAGAUAAAAAAUCAAUUUCAGAAAGCUUUCAAAGAGAAGUUUAACGAACCGGUAACAUCGAGACCAAGAAUUGGAGCGGAUGGUUUUUCAAAACUUAGUCAAAGCCAAGCUGAAGGGUUAGUGGUACCGUUUUCAAUCGAAGAAGUACAUACAACAGUUUGGGAUUGUGGCAUUUCAAAAGCACCGGGGCCAGAUGGUAUCACUUUUAAACUUAUCAAGACAAAUUGGGAAGAACUCAAAGGGGUGGUUAUGGACGUCAUGACACAGUUCCACACACACACGGCUCUCUACAUCAUACAUGUAGUGCUUCCUUCAUUGCCCUCAUCCCAAAGGUAGAGGCUCGGUUCUUGUAAACGGAUCCCCAACGGGGGAAUUCCAAUACAAAAGAGGUUUACGACAAGGGGACCCGUUGUCACCCUUCUUGUUCAUUGUGGCAAUGGAGGCUUUACAUAAUAUGAUGAAAAAGGCUAGGAGUGCAAAUCUGUUUUCGGGGGUCAAACUACAAGGCAACGGUCCGCAUAUAUCACAUAUGCUAUUUGCAGACGAAUCGAUCUUCGUUGGAGAGUGGAAUGAAGAUAAUGUUAAGAACCUAAAGAGAAUACUAAGAAUUAUCUACCUCAUCUCGGGCUUGAAAGUCAAUCCGAAGAAUGGUGUGUGCCGAUUAGAAACAGAAGUAAAUGACAUGGCCUCAAUCUUCAAAUGUAGAGCAUGUAAGUUCCCGUUUAUCUACUUAGGAUUGAAAGUAGGAGCAAAUAUGAAUAGGAUAGCAAACUAGAAAGAAGUGAUAGACACUUUUAACAGAAGAUUAACAAACUAGAAAGCAAAAAAUCUAUCUUUCGCGGGAAGGGUAAUUCUAGUUAAGACGCUCCUGGGUAGCCUACCAAAUUACUAUUUGUCGUUGUACAAAUGUCCGAAAGCCGUGAUCAAAGUUCUCGAAGGGAUUAGAAGAAAGUUUUUAUGGGGAGGAUGCAAUGUUAACAACAAAAUUAGAUGGGUAAGAUGGGAAAGAGUAGUGGCAUCUAAAGACUUUGGGGGACUUCGAAUCGAUAAUAUUAGAGAUCUAAACUUGGCACUAUUAUUAAUUUUGAUUAAAACUGACGUUGACCCAAACCCAACUGACCCGUUUCUGACUGAACCCUGUUUGACCCGUUACCUGACCAACCCUACCUGACCCAAUCAUUUUGCCAGGAUUCUUUAGAAAGGGUGGUGCUCAUCAUGUUAUUGACCCGUUAUCUUGAGAAGCCUCAAAAUAAGACUUGGGUUCAACGCUUUUGUUUACGUUGAAUUUGUAAAAUUGUGUUUCUUUUAGACCUUGUCAAAGAUUACAGAUGAACUGAAGGAUUUAGUAAAGAUUGAACCGUUCUCUUUGUUCUUUGCACUUUUAUUCUCACUGCUAUUGUUUGGGUUUUCCUAACAACAACUGAUUCUCAAGAGUUAUAAUUGAUGCGUGUGUAGUGUAAUAUAUUUUUAAUGUAUAAUUAAGCCCUUUUUUACACCU
This is a messenger RNA of Helianthus annuus (common sunflower), 3106 nucleotides long. RefSeq lists its product as uncharacterized. The transcript has 2 exons. The coding region runs from base 1051 to 1944 and encodes 297 amino acids. Lineage: Eukaryota; Viridiplantae; Streptophyta; Magnoliopsida; Asterales; Asteraceae. The record is from RefSeq and is a predicted model, not a curated record.